UUAUUUCUCAAGUGAUAUUAUUAAAGAUAUCAGAAAAGUUCCACAAAACAAUUAUAUCGAUAUGAAUAAUCCAAAUAAAAAAGUAUUUGAAUAUCGUGGGCAACGCACGGCCCAAUGCUACAAUCAGUUUUUCAAUCCGAACAUUUGUCAUGUUUGCAAGAAAGUGGACAAAGGUAAUUUCAUAUCGUGUGAUUCGUGCGGCUUGAUAUCAUACUGCAGUGAGGAGCAUAAAACGUAUCAUCGCGCGGAACACUUAAAAAUCUGCACCAUUAUUGAACAGCUUUUGCAAGCAGAAUCAGAAGGAGACACGCGCAGAUUCGACCACUGGCAACAAUGGAUUCAAUCAAGGAAAGGAAUAUUGGAAUCAAUCGAAAAGAAUAUUGGCUAUGCAUUGGACACAUACGAGAAGCAGGCGAUCUUGUGGUCAAAAUCGUGUUAUGUCUGUCACAAACAGGAUUUCAUGUGAAACUUGAUAAGGGAGGAACUUGGGACGAAUCUUUAAAAGUAAUACAGAACAGAAACUGUCCGUUAAUUUUAGGUUGUCCAAACUUUAUAAAAUGCGAAGAAAAUAUAUGUAAAAUAACGGACACACUGUAUGAAAAUGCAUUUCCUGCUAUUCUUAGUCGGAAUUACUUUAAUGGCCUUGUACCACGUAGGGACUCAGAAACUGGCAAGAUAUAUUUUCGAAAUGAAGGAUUACUUGUUUUCAAAAAUUUAGAUUCUUAUACAAGCUCUCCCAUCAGUUCAUAGAUGUUGUUGUUCGGAUGUUUUGUUGUUGUUGCUUUAAAAAUUUUA
Harpegnathos saltator (Jerdon's jumping ant) is the source of this 795-nucleotide messenger RNA. RefSeq lists its product as uncharacterized. The transcript is spliced from 2 exons. The record is from RefSeq and is a predicted model, not a curated record. Lineage: Eukaryota; Metazoa; Arthropoda; Insecta; Hymenoptera; Formicidae. Bases 62 to 466 code for a protein of 134 amino acids.